This is a messenger RNA of Chelonoidis abingdonii (Abingdon island giant tortoise), 1022 nucleotides long. Lineage: Eukaryota; Metazoa; Chordata; Testudines; Testudinidae. The record is from RefSeq and is a predicted model, not a curated record.
UAUGCUGGCCUGGCUGCAGAUCCUCCUCCGGCUGGUGUUGUCCGAGGGGACUGAGGGACCUGGUGCAUCCCCUGAUUCCCAGCAGCCCACCCAGGUCCCGGCUCCCCCAGCCCCCAGCCUGUCUCUGAGCCCCCCUAGCCCAGUGAGGGGGCAGCAGGUCCAGCUGACGUGCUCUGCUCCGAGGGGCUCCAGGGCCCUGGGGUUCAUUUUCUAUGAGCAGAGGAGUGGGAGCUGGGAGAAGCUGUGGUCCGAAAGCAAUGGGACCUGGAGGAUCAUCACGGAGAACAGUGAACUCAGCCGGACUUUCACCUGCUCCUAUCGGGUCCAGAGCAGCCCCCCAAGACAGCCCCAUUCCCAGUCUCUGCAGAGUAAUGCAGUGACCUUGCUCCUGGCAGCCUGGUCUCUGCCCGUCCCCCUGGUGGCUGGGUGUGGUGGGGCUGCCACGGCUCUGGCUCUGCUGCUGCUGCUCAUCUGCCUCUGCAGGAAGAAGGCAGCAGCUAGCCGCCGGCUCUCCACGUCCUACUGGAAGAGCCAGGAGCUGCGCCGGUCGCGGAUAAUGAGACGGUCGACCGACAUCUCUGGGGUCAAUAUGGGUCUCCAGCAGAUGACCGAGGGGGGCUGGCCCCAGGCAGCGUCCCAGGACUGGGGGCUGCUCCCCAAGCUCCCCACAGAGGGGCCCAGGCCGGGGCAAGCGGCUGUGGGGGCAGCGCCCCUUAAAGGCCAGAAGGAGGAAGAUGACGCAGACUCCGGAGCUGAGUUUGAAUUCCCGGACAUCGAUCAACGUACACACAAGUCACGUUCUCCUGCUUCACCUUGCCGCCAUGGGCCAGAGCUUGCUCGGCCUCCCUGGAACACGUGUACAGCACCCCUGACCUGUGACCACGGCACCCCCACCCUGCCUCUCCCUGCCACCAGGGGUGUCACUCUCCAGCAACCUUCCUUCUGCACCCCACCUGCUGCAAGGGGCCUGGGGGUUACAGCGGCUGGGAGCCAGACUCCUGGUGUUUCAUCCUGACUUGGGG